GAAAGGGCUUGCAGCAGGCGGCAACUGCCGGAAAAGAAAGGCAGUGCAAAGCUCCCUGUCCGGUUGCGCUGCUUGUCGUAAACGCCUUUCUUAGAAACACACCUUGGCUCUGGAACCGCGAGCUCUCCUCCCCGCUCCGCCCCUGGCUGCCCAACCCAGCCCGCUCCCUUCCAGCUCGACCAGCGCCUGCUGGCCAAUCCCCGCCCAGCCGGCUGCUGCCCCCUCCUCGCCCCGAGCGCGGCUGCCCCGGAGUUGCUCCGCGGAAAGCGAAAGCGCUGCUGCCAGUAGCGGGAGGGGGGCUCCCGAGAGGGCCGAGCGAAGAUGCGGCUGGGCUGCAAUAAUUUUAUGAAGUUAGCAGGAUUUGUUUUUGCAUCUAUCUGUGCUUGGUACUUAGGAUCCUUAUUUGCGUAUAUUGUACCAGAAGACUCACUGGCAGCAACUAUUGACAACAUUCAGAAAGUUGGAGAAAAACCAAUACUUAGGGCUCCACCACCAAAAAGGCAGAAAUGUGAUCAUUGGUCUCCUUGCCCACCUGGGAGUUAUGCUUAUCGCUUACUCAGUGGUGGGGGCAAAGAGAAGAUGGCAAAGAUCUGCUUUGAAGAUGAACAGCUCAUAAGUGAAGAAAAGAAAAAUGCAGGGAGAGGCAUCAAUAUUGCCAUUGUGGAUUAUGACACAGGAAAGUGUAUCGAUGCAAAAUAUUUUGACAUGUGGGAAGGAGAAUUUUCAGGAGCUAUGACAGAUUUCAUCAAAAAGGCUCCACAACGAUCGCUGCUCCUGAUGGUGACUCAUGAUGAUGGAAGCACCAAGUUAAAGGAGAAUGGAAAAAAGGCAAUAGCAGACCUCGGCAGUAAAGAAAUCCAAAAUAUACGAUUCCGGUCAAGCUGGGCCUUCAUAGCUGCAAAAGGUUUCAAGCUGCCAGAUAACCUAGAAAAAGAAAAGAUCAACCAUUCUGACAAUAAGAUGAACCGAUAUGGUGGCUGGCCAGCUGAAAUCCAGAUAGAGGGCUGCAUUCCCCAAAACCUACACUGAAUUUUUAAAUUAAACUAUACUGAUAGAGUGGUUCAAAUGUUUCUAUCACGUGUUCUCAUAAGGAUGCAUUGGUCGGAGGCUGAAGUGUCAGUCUUUGGGUGGAAAUCCUAAUAUUUAUAAUGUUUUAAAACUCCUGUGCUGCUGGCAGUUUUCCCCCCAUUUAUGGGAUAUGCACCACCAGUAAUAUUUUUACAAGUGUUUUAAGAAAAACAGCUUAGAACUUGAUUUGCUUAGUUCACUGAGUUAUGGCAAGAAAUAAAAUGCACUAUGUAUGUGGUUUUAAGUUUUCAUUAUUCAGCAAUUCAUUUUCAAAGUUAACAUUGCCAAUAAAGAAUCCCAGUUGCAUGCUGUCCUCUUGCCUUCACUUAAGCAUACUUCAGCCAAAGCUAAGCGUGAAAAUAGUGGUUAUAGAACAGUUUGUACUUGAAUGUACAUGUAUUUAUUACUUGAAUUUUUCUGGAAACAUUAAAAAGGACUCCAUAUUUAAA
This is a messenger RNA of Heteronotia binoei (common prickly gecko), 1517 nucleotides long. RefSeq names its product FAM3 metabolism regulating signaling molecule B (gene FAM3B). The transcript is spliced from 8 exons. The coding region runs from base 322 to 1029 and encodes 235 amino acids. The record is from RefSeq and is a predicted model, not a curated record. NCBI's taxonomy places the organism in Eukaryota, Metazoa, Chordata, Lepidosauria, Squamata, Gekkonidae.